This is a messenger RNA of Cygnus atratus (black swan), 2298 nucleotides long. RefSeq names its product TLE family member 2, transcriptional corepressor (gene TLE2). Gene Ontology annotation, cellular component: transcription regulator complex; nucleus. Gene Ontology annotation, molecular function: protein binding; transcription corepressor activity. Gene Ontology annotation, biological process: negative regulation of canonical Wnt signaling pathway; regulation of DNA-templated transcription. The transcript has 19 exons. Lineage: Eukaryota; Metazoa; Chordata; Aves; Anseriformes; Anatidae. The coding region runs from base 156 to 2216 and encodes 686 amino acids. The record is from RefSeq and is a predicted model, not a curated record.
CGGUCGGGGCCGUGUGUCCGCAGCCCCCGCCCAGGCCCCUCAAGUUCUCGGUCCCGGAGACCUGCGAGCGGCUCAAGGAGGAGUUCCGGCUCCUGCAGGCGCAGUGCCACAGCCUGAAGCUGGAAUGCGAGAAGUUGGUGAGCGAGAAGACGGAGAUGCAGCGGCACUAUAUCAUGUACUACGAGAUGUCCUACGGGCUGAACAUCGAGAUGCACAAGCAGGCAGAGAUUGUCAAGAGGCUGAAUGCCAUCUGCGCGCAGAUCGUACCGCUCCUGACGCAGGAGCACCAGCAGCAGGUCCUGCAGGCAGUGGAGAGGGCCAAGCAGGUGACGAUGGCAGAGCUCAACAGCAUCGUCGGGCAGCAGCAGCUACAGCACCUCUCCCACCACGUCCACCCCGUCGCACUGACACCGCACCCCUCCAGCGUGCAGCUGCCCAGCCUGGCAGGGGCCAGCAGCGCGGCGGGGCUCCUGGCCCUCUCGGGGGCACUGAUGGCACAGUCGCAGCUGGCUGCCAAGGAGGACAGAGUGGCCCAGGAUGGGGAGAGCAGAGAGCACAGCCCCAGCCGAAGCGUUUCGGCGUCCCCUCCGGAGAGCCCCCCCGCCGAGGAGCAGACGGGGGGCACAGGGCUGAAGCGGAAACGGGAGGAGAGGGACCCGGCUGGGCAUUACGAUAGCGAUGGGGACAAGAGCGACUACAACCUGGUGGUGGACGAGGACCCCUGCUCCGAGCCCAGCAGCCCCAGUCGUGCACCCAGCAGCCAGCUCCCGCCAGCCCAGGACAUGCCCAAGAGCCCUGCCUCCGGCGGUGCCUCCGGUGCCUCCAGCCGGAGCGUGACCCCCCUGCGGCUUCGGGACCGGGGGCUGCUGGACCCCCCAGCCUCCACGUCCUCCGUGUCCCCUCCACCCCGCGACACCCUCACGCCUGGCCCGGGGCCUAGCUCGGCUGCGCUCCUCCGGCAGCCUCCAGCCAAGGCGCUGGCCACGGACACCACAGCUCUCCGCAGCCCCCUGAGCCUCUCCAGCCCCUUCACCGCCUCCUUUGGGCUGCUGCCCCAUGCUGCCCUCAAUGGUGAGCUUGCGGCCCCUGGCAUGUACGUGGGCAUCCACCUCCCGCCGCAGGUCAGCGGCGCCGUCAUGUACGGACGCUCGCCGAUGGUGGCUUUCGAGUCGCACCCUCACCUGAGGGCUUCCACGCUCCCAGCGUCGCUCUCCACUGUCCCUGCAGGGAAGCCCGCCUACUCCUUCUACGUCGGCACCGAUGGGCAGAUGCAGCCAGUGCCGUUCCCCCCUGACGCCCUCCUGGGCUCCGGCAUCCCCCGGCACGCGCGGCAGCUCCACACCCUGGCCCACGGCGAGGUGGUCUGCGCCGUCACCAUCAGCAGCUCCACGCAGCAUGUCUACACCGGGGGCAAGGGCUGCGUGAAGGUGUGGGACGUGGGGCAGCCGGGCACCAAGACGGCCGUGGCUCAGCUGGACUGCUUGAACCGUGACAACUACAUCCGCUCCUGCAAGCUGCUCCCCGACGGCCGAAGCCUGAUCGUGGGGGGGGAGGCCAGCACCCUGUCCAUCUGGGACCUGGCGGCCCCCACGCCCCGCAUCAAGGCUGAGCUCACCUCCUCCGCCCCCGCCUGCUACGCCCUGGCCAUCAGCCCCGAUGCCAAAGUCUGCUUCUCCUGCUGCAGCGACGGCAACAUCGUGGUGUGGGACCUGCAGAACCAGACCAUGGUGAGGCAGUUCCAGGGCCACACGGAUGGUGCCAGCUGCAUCGACAUCUCUAACUAUGGCACCAAGCUGUGGACGGGGGGGCUGGACAACACGGUACGGUGCUGGGACCUGCGGGAAGGGCGGCAGCUGCAGCAGCACGACUUCAGCUCCCAGAUCUUCUCCUUGGGGCACUGCCCAACGGGCGAGUGGCUGGCUGUGGGCAUGGAGAGCAGCAACGUGGAGAUCCUGCAUGUGAGCAAGCCCGACAAGUACCAGCUGCACCUCCACGAGAGCUGUGUUCUCGCCCUCAAGUUCGCUGCCUGUGGGAAGUGGUUUGUGAGCACGGGGAAGGACAACCUGCUUAACGCCUGGCGCACACCCUAUGGUGCUAGCAUCUUCCAGUCCAAAGAGUCCUCCUCCGUGCUGAGCUGUGACAUCUCUGUCAAUGACAAAUUCAUUGUCACGGGCUCUGGCGACAAGAAGGCCACGGUGUAUGAGGUGGUGUACUAAGGGCCCAGCUGCUGCUGGCGCUCUGCUCCCUGGGACUGAGCCCCAAAACGGCCCUGCGCCUGGGCAGCCUGGAUGCAGCAUG